This is a messenger RNA of Camelus dromedarius (Arabian camel), 6483 nucleotides long. RefSeq names its product thioredoxin domain containing 9 (gene TXNDC9). The coding region runs from base 185 to 865 and encodes 226 amino acids. The record is from RefSeq and is a predicted model, not a curated record. Gene Ontology annotation, biological process: microtubule cytoskeleton organization. The transcript has 5 exons. Lineage: Eukaryota; Metazoa; Chordata; Mammalia; Artiodactyla; Camelidae. Gene Ontology annotation, cellular component: cytoplasm.
UCGAGACUGUAUCGCGUGAGGGUCGCAGCCAAUGAGGAGGCGGAAGUGACGGCCGCUUCGGAGCCGCCCGCAGCCGCUGCGAGGGUGAAGCCAGAGUGGGUUGCUCUUUUGGAGGGGCUGCUUCCUCACUUCUCACUUCUCACCGAGAGCUCAGCAUCCAGGCUGAACUGUACUGUUUAGAAGAAUGGAGGCGACUGCGUCUGUUGACAUGUUUUCCAAAGUCCUGGAGAAUCAGUUGCUUCAGACUACCAAACUAGUGGAAGAACACUUGGAUUCGGAAAUUCAGAAACUGGACCAGAUGGAUGAGGAUGAAUUGGAACGCCUCAAAGAAAAGAGACUUGAGGCACUAAGGAAAGCUCAACAGCAGAAACAAGAAUGGCUUUCGAAAGGACAUGGGGAGUACAGAGAAAUCCCUAGUGAGAGAGACUUUUUUCAAGAAGUCAAGGAGAGUAAAAAAGUGGUUUGCCAUUUCUACAGAGACUCCACAUUCAGGUGUAAAAUACUAGACAGGCAUUUGGUGAUCUUGUCCAAGAAGCACCUUGAGACCAAAUUUUUGAAGCUGAAUGUGGAAAAAGCACCUUUCCUUUGUGAGAGACUGCGUAUCAAAGUCAUUCCCACACUAGCACUGGUAAAAGAUGGAAAAACACAAGAUUUUGUUGUUGGAUUUUCUGACCUAGGAAAUACAGAUGACUUCAGCACAGAAACUUUAGAAUGGAGACUGGGUUGUUCUGACAUUCUCAAUUACAGUGGAAGUUUAAUGGAGCCACCAUUUCAGAGCCAAAAGAAAUUUGGAACAAACUUCACAAAGCUGGAAAAGAAAACUAUUCGAGGAAAGAAAUAUGAUUCAGACUCUGAUGAUGAUUAGAGAGCAGUUAUAAUCCUUUGUAAAUCGUCUUUUUAUUUCUGCUUUCUUCACAAUUAGAUGUGUUUUCUAAAUUCUGUUGAUUUCAAUACAUUGAUCUUCUGACGGUCACACUCUAGAGUUUUAUGCAGUUGCAUCACAUUGAAAGACGUCUUUAAUCUUUUCUGUGUGGCGGCUCAUGUUUAAAUUGAGGAAAACUUCUGAGUUCAAAAAUUACCAGGGGAGGGUCUGGAUUCUCUAUUUUUGAGAUUGGUUUUAUCACAGUAUGAUUCUUACGUUUUUAUACCAUUCACAAUUGUGUUUUUAACGUACUGGAUUGGAAAUAGAAAUUCAGCAGACUAUUCCAGGACUAAUUCUUAAUCAGCAUUAUUUACCUUCUACAAGAGGUCAAGUAACAUUUACUGGUGUGAACAGACUGCACUUGUAAAUGAAUUAGAAACACUCCUUACUUCUGGAAUAUAUUUAAAUAACUAUUAAAAAGGGUUUAUUUAUUCUGUACUCUGCAUGUUGUUGUUGAAUCAGCUGAUAGAAGCAGAAAGCUUUUUCAGGUUGUGAACAUAUUGCCUUAUUUAAAGGGUCCUGAUCGCUUGUAUUUUAAGACAUGUAUUAAAUAAUCAAGAAGCCCUUUUGAAAUGGCAAUAAGAGGAGAUCUAUAGACCUCCCCCCCAGUGAAACAACUAUAAUUGGUAAAUAUUAUUUUUUUUAAAUUAAAGUCUCUAGAAAUUGUCAUAAGAGCAUACAGCAAACAAAAACAUUUAUCCAAAGAAUAGUGAGUCUGUGUGGCAUUUGAGUCAUGUUCCUGCCCCCUUCCUCCCCUCCAGCUCCCAAUCUCGGCCUUCAGUUUAUCCCUUGGAGGAGCAGACUGCUAGCAUCUCUCAUUCCCCCAAGCUCUGUGUUGCAGAAGCUCUUUUCUAAGUAACAGUAAUAAAGAAGUCUGGAGCUUCCUUCCUCCACCCAGUCCCCACUUGUAGCACAGAAUACAUACCCCAGGAAAGGCAGACCAAGGACACUGGUUUCUAAUCACUGCUGCCCCAGCUUACUCAUAACUAGAGCAGUGGUGAUUAGGGUGGAGGGUUCAUGCAAGGAGAGGCAGGCAGAGAAGCCCCACCUGCUGCCCCACUGAUAGGCCGCAAAGUGCUAGAAGAAAAGGCUCCUAGAAAUGCAGGCUGCCCUCCCCAUCCCCACCUCUGGGGCAGUAGCACAAGGUUCUGUCCAGUGAGAGAUGUAAGCUGUAAAAACAGCUUCCAGAGCAUUCCCUAAAGGGACUGACUUUAUUUAGAAUAGAGGGAGAGAAGUUGAAGCCUAAGGGUGCUGCUGUAAACAUGGGAGAUUUGAAGAGGGGUCAGGGGAGAGAAGAGGAGACUGGUGUCGCCAUGAUAGCAACAAGUCAAAGGGAAGACCAGUGAGAAGUUGCGUACGAUAGAACGAAAGGGGCAGCCCAGAGCAGUCCUAGGGUAACAAGCCUCAAAGGCUACAAGAACCUGAAUUUAAUUGGCUCAAACCAUGGCAAUGUAUGUCCCAGGGCGUUGUCAAAUAAUAGAGGUCCACUAGCAGUGGGUGUUGAUAGCAGGACAUGGUAACAGAGGCAGAACAACUGUAGAAGCCCUACAGGGAGCUCAGGGAAAGAUAGGGAGAGCCCUUCUAAUGCUGCUGUCCUCGGGCGAGGGGCGGAGUCAGGGUGACUACAUCACGUCCAGGCUGCACACUCUGCAGAGGAAUAUCAGGGUAAUUCAGGGUAAGUGGAUCUAACCGAAAUGGUCCAGCUGAGGCACUAAACAAGCAAGCAGGCCCUUGAGGAGAAGGGAGUAUGGGUCUUCAGAACUGCCGUAUUAUCUAAAAUACCCAGUUUUGAACAAGGGCAGAAAAAGUUAGAAGAUCUGCAGAGAAACAGGAAAGUGUGACUGGGUGGGAGGGGAGCAAUCCAAAAAAGUGCCUUUGAAUGGGCCCAGAUGUUAGAAGACACAACAUCUCAAAGUAGCUAGUACAUACAUUUUUAAAUACUAAAACCAUGCUGGAGGUAAAGGAAGGUAUAGUAUUCCAUCAGAUAAAUAAUAUUAAUACAGAUAGAAAUUAUUUUUAAAGAGUCAAAUGGAGAUCUCUGGACUUAGAAAGGUACAGUAAUUGCAAUGAAAGAUUCGUUAGAGGGACUCACUGGUGGCUUUUACUUGCAGUAGAAAGAAUCAGAAAAUGAGGAUAUUAAUUGCUAUAGAUAAUGCAAUCAGAAGGACAGGAGGGGAAAGGGAAGAAAAAUAAGCAGCUUCAGAGAAAUAGGGAACAUCAACAUAUAUGUAAUGGCAGUGCCAGAAGGAGAGGAGGAAGAAGUCAGUAGAAAGAUUACUAGAAGAAACAAUGCCUAAAAAUCCCAAAUUUGAUGGAAAAAAAUCAAUCCAAGAAGUUCAGCAGAUUCUUAAAGUAAAAUGAUCCACAACCAGACGUGUCAGAAUGAAAAUGUUGAAAGAGAAAAAUCUUGGGAAAAAAAGGAAAAUCACUCAUCAUGCACAAGAAACCUCAUUAGGAUUAACAGUUGUCUUAUCAGAAACAGUGAGGACCUAAGGCAGUGGAAUGACAUGCAAAGUGCUGAGUAAAGAAGAAACUCAACCAAGCAUCUUACAUCUAACAAAACUAUCUUUCAGAAAUGAAGGCAAAAUGACACAUUUGGAUUUUAAUGUACGUUACAAGAAAUGCUAAACUAAGUUUUCUGUCUAAAAGGUAGUGAGACCAUACAAUAAUUCAAAUCUGAACGAAAAACAACGCCAAUAAAGGUAACUAUAUAAGCAAUUACAAAAGACAUGGCAAUGACCUAUUUUCCCCUCUUUCAGCUGACUUAAAAGCAAUUCUGUAAAACAAUAUAUAUAUAAUUGUACCUAUGACAUAUAGAAAUGUCUGUGACUACAACACCAUAAAGCAGAUGGGAGCAAAUAUUUCAUAUUUAAAUAAACCACAUAAGGAUAAGCAAUUGUAAAUUUAAAGGUUAAUAUAAAAAUCUAAAUAUAUAUGUUCAUUCAACUAUUUUAAAACAAAAAUAACUUUUAAAAAAGUAUUAUAUGCUUAACAUAUAGCGAUGCAAUAUGUAUAAAAAGGGGAAAGGGGCUAGAGCUUUAUAGGGGUACAUUUCACCAGAAUUAAAUUGCUAUAAAGCUAAAGCAGGUACUGACAAGAUGUAUAUUGCAGAUCCUGGAGUAUUCACUAAGAAAAUAAUUCCCAAAAUAUACAAAGAAAAUGAAAGAAAUUAAAAUAUUACACUAGAACAUUUUUACUUAAGAAAGAAACCACAAAAAGAACAAAGGAACAAAGAAGAUACAUAUAGAAAACAAAAGCUAAAAUGACAUACUCUUCACAUGGUUGGGUUUAUGUAACACUACAUGUGAGCAGUUAAACAAUCAUUAGGUAAAUAUUGUCGGGCUGAAUUACAAAAACAAGAUUCAACUAUAGUCUAUCCACAAGACACACUUUAGAAUCAAAGGUAAAAGUACAAUGAAAACGCUGUACUGUGCAAACGCCAAUCAUCCGAGAGCUGGAGUGGCUAAACUAAUGGACCAAAUAGAAAAUUGACACAAAAAUCAAUUGAAAACAGACUUAUUACAGAUAAAGAGGGUAGUUUUAUGAUAGAAGAGAAUUUAAGAAGCUGUAACAAUUGUAAACAUCUCUACACCUCACAAUGGAGCCCAUAAAUUUUGAUAAUCCUGUAUUUUGCUAUAAGAACUCUGAAGCAGAACUUGACAGAACUGAGGAAGAAAUAGACAAUUCUGCAAUAAAAGUCUGAGACAUGACCCAUCACCCACCUUUAAAUAAUGAAUAGGAAAAACAAGGGAGAAAAUCCACAAAGAAAGAAAAGACUUGAACAGCAAAGCAAAUCAACUACACUUAACACUUCUAUAGAACAUUCACACCAUAGCACAAUCCAUGGAAAAUUCUCCAAUACAAACCAUGUGCCAGGUAAUAAACAAGCUUCAAUAAGUUGAAAAAUAUUAAAGUCAAAGGCAUGUUCUCUGUAAUGGAAUGAAAUAAGUAACAAAUAUGUGAAAUUCAAAAAUAUGUAGAAUUGAAUGCACUCCUUUAUAACCAAAAGUCUAAGGAAAAAAAAAAAUUUAGGAAAGCCUUUCAAAUAAUUGAAAAUAAAAAUGCAGCAUACCAAAGCUUAUGGAAUGCCACUAAAGAAUCAUUUAUAGAGAAAUUUGUAGCAGUAAACACCUAAUUUAAGAUAAAAAGAUCUCAAGUCAGUGAUCUUCCACCUUAAAACUUGUUAAAAGAAAAAACUAACCCUAACCCCCCAACUUAAGGGUGGGAACUUAGAUCAAAACUAUAGUAAUCAAAAAUGUACUGGCACAAAAUAGACACAGAUCAAUGGAACAGGAUAGAAAGCCCAGAAAUAAACCCACACAUUUAUUGUCAAUUAAUCUAUGAUAAAGGAGGCAAGAACAUACAAUGGAGAAGAGACACUCUCUUCAGUAAAUGGUGCUGGGAAAAUUAGCUACAUGCAAAAGAAUCAAAAUGGACUACUUUCUCUCGCCAUAUAAAGAAAUAAACUCAAAAUGGGUAAAAGACAAAUAUAAGACCUGAAACCAUAAAACUCCUAGUAGGAAACAUAGAAGUUAUACUUUUUGAUGUCAGUCUUAGCAGUAUUGUUCUGGAGACAACUCCUCAGUUAAGGGAAACAAAAGCAAAAAACAACUAUAUUUUGCACAGUGAAGGAAAGAAGUUUCAAUUAAAUGAAAAGGCAGCCUGCUGAAGGGUAGAACAUAUUUGCAAAUGAUAUAUCCGAUAAGGGGUUAAUACUUAAAAUAUACAAAGAACUCAACAUCAAAAAAACAAGCUUCCCUAUUUUAAAAAUGGGCAGAGAAUCUAAAUAGUAAUUUUCCAAAGAAGAUAUCCAGAUGGCCAACAGACACAUGAAAAGAUGGUCAACAUCACUAAUCAUCAAGGAGAUGAAAAUAAAAACCACAAUGAAAUACUACCUCACACCUGCCACAAUGGCUAUUGUCAAAAGGACAACAAAUAAGUAUUGGUGAGAAUGUGGAGAAAAGGGAACCUUCGUGCACUCUCGCUGGGAAUGUAAAUUGGAACAGCCGCUAUGGAAAACAUGGAGUUUCCUCAAAAAAUUAAAAAACAGAACUACCAUACGAUCCAGCAAUUCCACUUCUGGGUAUUUUUCUGAAGAAAACAAAAACAUUAAUUUGAAAAGAUACAUGCACCCCUAUGUUCACUGCAGCAUGACUUACAGUAGCCAAGAUAAGGAAGCAACUGAGGUGUCCAUCAAUAGAUGAAUGGCUCAAGAAGUGGUGUAUAUAUGUAAUGGGAUAUUAUUCAGGCAUAACUCUUAACAUUUGCGACAACAUAGCUCGACCUAGAGGGUAUUACACCAAGUGAAAUAAGGCAGACAGAGAAGGAUAUGAUUUCACUUACAUGUGGCAUCUAAAAAACAAAGCAAAUAUAAAACAGAAACAGACUCAUAGAUACAAAGAACAAACUAGUGGUUGCCAGAGGAGGGGAGGAGGAGGGAUGAGUGAAAUAGGUGAUUGAGAUUAAGUACAAACCUCCAGUUAUAAAAAAAAAAAGUCUUGGGAUGUAAUGCACAGCAUAGAGAAUACAGUCAAUAAUAUUGUAAUAACUUUGUAUGGUGA